UCCUUGUUACUUGUUACUACUGUCAUAUUGAUUAGUCUUGAUUACUAAGAGUAGGGAGACAGUACAAAAAGUAUAGACGGAAAAGUUUCGGUCGUAAGUUAAGAAUUAAAGAUAGCCUCAGAAAGUUUACGUUAUUUAUUUGAGCAGGGAUUUAUCCUUCAUGAACUUCGCAAGUACUAAAUAUACAAAUGUGUAUAAAAUUCAACUAAUUAAAAAGGUUGUUCUGGCAAAUGAAGAUUGGAAUUUAGGGGCAUUAAAUUAAUAUGGUAAAUCAUCAGAAAGCGAUAUCACAAGCAAAACAUUUCGCUUCCAUAAAAAAGAAAUUGUUAGUAAAUGAAGCGAUGGUCCACGUAAAAAAUGAAAAUUACCAUAAGGCCAUAUACCUUUACGAUAAAGCAUUAGAUCUUGAGCCAAAUGAUAACAAUGCAUUAAUAGCACGAAGUAAAUGUCAUCUUUUAUUAGGAGAGCCCCAGAAAGCACUGCAAGAUGCUGAGAACGCAUUACGAUAUAAAAUGAAAAAUGUCAGCAUGGCUAACGCAAUAUACUGUAAAGCAGAAGCUUUAUACUGCAUUGGUGAUUUUGAAAUGAGUCUUGUAUAUUAUUACCGUGGCAUGAGAAUACGUCCAGAAUACGGACAGUUCCGCCUCGGUGUUCAAAAAGCGAAAAAUGCGAUACAAAAUAUACUACGUAAAAAUUGAAUGUUUCUAUCAUAAAAACGUAAUUAUACAGAAUACUUGAAAUAACACCUUUUUAAAUCGACGAUUUUUAUAAGUUUAGCGAUUAAUCAAUCAUGGUAGAAACUGUUAAAUAUGUUUACUAAUAUAUGCAAUAAAACAUUUA
This is a messenger RNA of Bombus terrestris (buff-tailed bumblebee), 840 nucleotides long. RefSeq names its product outer dynein arm-docking complex subunit 4. The transcript is spliced from 3 exons. The record is from RefSeq and is a predicted model, not a curated record. Lineage: Eukaryota; Metazoa; Arthropoda; Insecta; Hymenoptera; Apidae. Bases 264 to 698 code for a protein of 144 amino acids. Gene Ontology annotation, molecular function: protein binding. Gene Ontology annotation, cellular component: cytoplasm.